UCGCGGCGCAGCUCUGACGUCGCGGAUCAAGAUGGCGGCGCUGAGGCGGGCGGUGCCGGCGCUGGGCCGGGCGCUGGCGGGGCCCGGUGGGACGGUCCCAGGGCGGCGUUGGGUGCGGGCGCUGAGGCGCAGCCCUGUGCGGGUGCUGCCGUCCCGAAAGGAGCAGGCCGAGGCGCAGCGGAGCCCCGUGGAGCCCCAUCCGCCUCCCCCGGCUGUGGAGCGGGGCUCGGCCGGGCCGGGGCUGUGGUACGAGAAGGCGUCGCCCGGCGACAAGAGCUUGGGAAAAGUGGUGACCAUCGCUAAAUCGCGGAGUUUCCGCGACCGCCACGGGAAGGUGCUGCUGGAGGGACAGAGGCUGAUCCGGGACUCGCUGGAGGCGGGCGCCGUGCCCCGGGCUCUGUUCUUCAGCACCGCGGUUCACCUGAGGGAGCUGCCGCCGGCACCGCUGAAGGGAGCCCGCCUGGUCAAGGUGAAGUUCGAGGACAUCAAGUGCUGGUCCGACCUGGUGGCCCCACAGGGGAUGAUAGAAGCUCUGGCCGUGUGUCAAACGUGGCAUAACUGGAAAGCUCCCUUCCAUCGGGCCUGCUGGAUCUUCUCCAAGCCUGACCAUGCCAAGAUGUCCUACCCCACUGCUCAGCUGCCCAUAAUCCUCAUCUGCGACAACGUCCGGGAUCCAGGAAACCUGGGGACUAUUCUGAGAUCUGCAGCAGGAGCAGGCUGUGAAAAAGUGCUGCUCACCAAAGGCUGUGUGGAUCCGUGGGAGCCAAAGGUGCUUCGUGCAGGUAUGGGAGCUCACUUCCGUGUGCCCAUUGUUGCCAAUCUGGACUGGGAAUCUGUUCCCAGCAACCUUCCAUCUGGUGUGCGGGUCUGCGUGGCCGACAACAAGGACCCAGGCGCUCAGGCUGAGACAGAACCCACGUCCCAGGGAGCUGGCAGGUCUGGCUCCCGAGCUGGCAACCCAAAGGCUCCUGUAAAACCCAAACACAAGGCUGCUCCUCCUGAACACGAGGAUGAGGAGGGAGCAGAGGCUGUCUGCACCUCGGAGCUUGCAGCACAGUAUUACUAUGAGAACUGGAUACAGUCUCCAGCGGCAGUUGUGGUUGGAGGAGAGACGCACGGCCUGAGCCCAGACGCGCUUCACCUCGCAGCCAGCACGGGUGGGAAGAGACUGGUCAUCCCCGUGGUGCCUGGUGUGGACAGUUUGAACUCUGCUGUAGCUGCUGCCAUUGUGCUGUUUGAAGGGAAGAGGCAGCUGCAGUGGAGGAGGCACAAGCAGGAAGAUGAAAGGCAGAAGUUCCCAGUAGUGGGAUAAACUGCUGAAACUUGGGUGCUGAAGCAGCAUCUCUUCCCUUUGGCACUCCGCAGAGGAAUUAAUAAAAGAGCAGCCUGGUCUGUUUUGUUUGCAAAAAGA
Molecule: messenger RNA, 1411 nt
Organism: Numida meleagris (helmeted guineafowl)
Lineage: Eukaryota; Metazoa; Chordata; Aves; Galliformes; Numididae
Gene: MRM3
Product: mitochondrial rRNA methyltransferase 3
Exons: 5
Coding region: 32-1312 (426 amino acids)
Biological process (GO): RNA processing
Molecular function (GO): RNA methyltransferase activity; RNA binding
Source: RefSeq, a predicted model, not a curated record